Molecule: messenger RNA, 1869 nt
Organism: Closterium sp. Naga37s-1
Lineage: Eukaryota; Viridiplantae; Streptophyta; Zygnematophyceae; Desmidiales; Closteriaceae
Source: the annotation of a GenBank genome assembly
AUGGACCGACAACCGCGCCACAGGUCGCCCCACGCCGCCAGCGGGCUGCCUAAUCGCGCUGCGCGCUCCAGCGCCGCCGCCAGCGGUGGCGACGGCGUCUUCGGUGAAACCGUUAGCCGCGGCGACGGGGCUGCGCGCGAUGCGGACUUGACGCCCGCGCGGUUGGCGGAGAUGGCGGAGCGACGGCAGUUGGCGCAACUGAGGGAAUUGGAUGAUAUGGCGCUGGAAGAGGAAGGGGAGGACGAGGGGGGGCACGGCAGGGGACGGGGCAGAGGGUGGCGCAUGUCCAUGGGCGCGCUGGGAGGCGCCGUGGCGGAGAGCUCGCUCGUGGAGAGCGCGGAGGGCGAGGCGAGCGAGAGGCGUGCAGCGGCGGGCACGUGGCGGGCGAGUGGGGAGACAGUGGAAGGGGAGGGGAUGGGCGAGAGGGAUGCGGAGGGGAGGCGGGCAACAGCAGGGGAUUCGGCGGGGGAAGGCUCGGGGAAGGCGUUAUGUGGUGCAGGUAGUGACGGGAGAGGAGGAAGGAAGCAUGGGGUGAUGGAGCAGGGAGAGGAGGGAGAGGAGGGAACGGAAGAGGAAUUAGAUGAAGGGGAGGUGCGAGGCGAGGAGCAGAUGGGGGAGGGAAGCGAGGAUGGAGAGGUGGAGGCGAGGGGUGGCGAGGAGGGAGCAGCUGACUGUGUGCGGUGCAAUGAGGUGGGGCAGGGCAGUGGCGCGGUGCAGAGAGGCAUGGACGAAGGGGAGAGGCAGGGGGAACGCGGCAUAAGAGGGGCGAGGCGGCAGCAGCAGAGACAGAGGAGGCAAGCGGUUCGAGGAGAGGAGGGAGAAGGGGAGAGAAUGAGAGAGGGAGAGGAGGUUGUGGCGCGGGGGAGGGACGGCGCAGCUCAGAGAGAGGAGGCGAGGGGGAUGGGGAGAGGUGCGAGGGAGGGGGCGGCGAGGGGAGGCGUGCAGGUGAGGGGAGGCGAGGUGGGGGCGGCAGAGAGAGCUCAGGUGCAGCAGAUAUGCGCGGUGGAGGGGGAGGAGCUGGAGGAGGAAGAGGAGGAGGAGGAGGGAGACGUGGGGGAGGCGCGCAGGAGUGCAAGUGAGCGGCGAAGACGAGCGUCAUGGCGUGGCAGUGGGCGGGGCAGCAGCAGGGGCACACAUGGGGGCGUGCAGGCAGGUGAAGGCAGGGGUGGAGAAGGGGGGGAGGGGGGAGGGAGUGGGGAUGGCUCUGCAGCACAGCAGCAGAUGGUGCAGACGUCAUGGCAAGGGGAUGAGGCAGGUGUGUGGGGCGGUGCAGAGGGUGGUGGAGGUGCCGGAAGGGGUGAUGGCGUCGGUGGAGGAGGAGCAGGAGGUGGCAGGGGGGGUGCGAUGGCGGUGGUGGUGAGUGCGGUGGAACGGCAGCAGAUCGAGCGCAUCCUGGCCAUCCAGGGGGAGGAGCUGGAGGAGGAGGAGAUGGGCGAGGAGGACGAGGCGGAGGAGGAGGAGGAAGAGAGGGGCCGGGCAGCAGGGGGCGAGGCGAGGCAGCAUGUGUUGAGCUCCAGCGACAGCGAUGACCCCAGGGGCGACGGAAGCGCGUUGAGGAUGCACGGAGGACUCACAUUUGAUCCAGCCAUCACAUCGCUGCACACAUACCUUGGAGGCAUCGUGCUGUUUCCCGAGCAGACGCGGGUAGAAGCAGGGUGCAAGGAGCACAUGUCGGGGCUGGAAGGACCCACCUCUGCCAAGGUGCAUGUGCACAUGGACCCGCAUGGGUUUGACAUCCGAGUGGCAUCGGUGGGCACAACAGCAGAGAUCCGGCGGGUGAGGCAGCAGGAGGACGGCAGCAUGAGUGUGGUGACGAGGGGUCGCCAGCGCUUCCUCGUGUGCCGCGCCUGGAUGGACCCCGACGGCUCC